AUGUUUUCACAAAUCCAAUCUGAAGACUAUAAAGUCAAAGAAAUAAGAGAACUACUCACCAACGUCAUUUUAAACUUUGAAGAAACAGAUGAAGAAGAUAAAGUAAUACACAAACUAGCAAACAAAUGUCGAAACAUCAAAUGGCUCAGGGAUUCAAAUACAAUCAUUCCCAAAUCUGACUCACCAUCAUCUACAAAUUCAUCAGAUUCAGAUUUGACAGAAUUUAAAAUAUCAAAACAUGCUUCAAUUAAAGCUGGUCUUAGAAGUGAUUAUCAUAAACAUACAACCGUUCAUAAUUUUAUGGAACGUAGAAAUAGUGAAAAAAAAGCAAGAGAAUCAAUGAUUAUGGAAAAUAAUGCAAAUGUGUUCCUAUCCAAUGAAAUGAAAGAACCAGAACUAAAUUCAACUGAAGAUGAAGUUCAAGAAUUCAAGGAUUCAAAUAUAUUAGAUCUACCUACUGAAUAUCUAAAUUCAAAACCACUUCCAAAGAUACCUAUUCCCAAAAAAAAACAAAAUCAAAUUUAUGCAUCGAAUAAUUCAUCAUCAACUUCAAUUGGAUCAAACAAUUCAUUGAAACAAAAAGCAUUAAAGAAAACUGCACCGCCGCCACCUGAUGGGAAUAAUAAAUCUAGAAUUGUUCCUCCUCCACCACCACCUAGACGAAGAAAAUAA
This is a messenger RNA of Insectozyma verbasci, 672 nucleotides long. NCBI's taxonomy places the organism in Eukaryota, Fungi, Ascomycota, Pichiomycetes, Serinales, Debaryomycetaceae. The record is from the annotation of a GenBank genome assembly.